Molecule: messenger RNA, 1623 nt
Organism: Sitodiplosis mosellana (orange wheat blossom midge)
Lineage: Eukaryota; Metazoa; Arthropoda; Insecta; Diptera; Cecidomyiidae
Product: SET and MYND domain-containing protein DDB_G0273589-like
Exons: 1
Coding region: 1-1611 (536 amino acids)
Molecular function (GO): protein binding
Source: RefSeq, a predicted model, not a curated record
AUGUUGUGGCAAAAGGAGACAGCACAUCAAAGUUCAUUGUAUAUUGACCUGUGUCAAUCGCUGCCGAACCAUUCCAAACGAGUCGACGAAAUGUAUGAAAAAGUUCAAGCCAGUUUGGAGACCAACAAAGUUUUUUAUGUAAAAAGUGAUGAGGUGGCCGAGGAAUAUUGGCGACGCGGUAAUAAGAAAUAUGGCGAGAAAAAUUGGACAGAAGCGUUGGAAAAUUGGAACUUGUCGUUGUGUUUCGCUCAGAAACAAUCAAUAUUUCUUGGAUUGGCCUAUGGAAAUCGAUCUUCAUAUUUUCUGACGAUGAAAAUGUUCAAAAAUUGCCUGAUUGACAUUGAGCUCGCCAUAAAAAAUCACUAUCCACCGAAAAUGUUGGCCGGAUUGAACAAACUUAAGAAUAAAUGCGUGCAAUCAAUGCGAACGGAGAAGGACCAAAGUGAUUCGCUACACACACAUUUGGAUUUUGAAGCCAAUGCCAAUUUUUCGAGCUUAGCGUGUAUGGUGGAAAUCCUGUACAACAGUGAAUACGGUCGACAUAUCGUAGCCACCGAUGACAUUGAAGUGGGUAAAACGGUGAUGGUCGAGCAAAGCUAUCUGGGUGAAAGUGUUCGUGAAAAAUAUAAAACUUGUAUCAUUUGCCUGCGCACCAGAAGAAACCUCAAACCAUGCCUGCAGUGUACCAAAGCAAUGUUCUGCUUGGAUUGCGAGAAAAGUGAUCUACACCGUGCCGAUUGCAAUUUUCAUCUGGGACCGUUUGCUACUUUUCUUGACACUAGUUUAGUGCGAUCGAUUUGGAUGGCAAAAAAUGCGUUUCAAAAUGUGAAUCAAUUGAUUACUAUCAUUGAAAAAAUGCUGGCAAAUCAACCACUACCACCACUGUCUGAACGACAGUCGAAAUACCAGUCAUUUUUCAAUCUCUGUACGAAUCAAAACAGCGAAAUCAAAGCACAAAUGAUUUAUUUAAUGCAUCAGAAAAUUUUGAAACAGCCAUCAAUGCCUACAUUUUUCAAAACCAAAGGGCAGAAACGCUUUUUGAUGCAUUUGAUUUACCAUCACAUGAUGAUCAUCAGAAAUACGACGCAAACCAUACGGUGCAGAUCUAUCGAAGGCAAACAAUACAUCAAGUCACAUCAAUUGAGCAUCACCGCCUCGUAUUUUAAUCACUCUUGCGUGCCGAAUGUAUGCAUCAUUCAUGCAAAUGGCUUUAUCAACUGCGUCACCAUUCGGCCCAUUAGGAGAAAUGAACAACUGUUCGUGACGUACAUUGAUAACAUCGACGAAAUGUUCCCAGGCAAAGAGGACCGCCAAAAAGUGCUGCAAACCAGAUACAAUUUUCAGUGCGAUUGUGCACUUUGUACGAUGAAUGUGGCGUCAAUUUCGAUGAAACAACUUCAAGUGGAUGCAGACUACAAAUUCAUUCAAUCGAUGUUCAAUACCGAUUCAUUGGCCAAAGGUUUAUACAAUCGUCAACAAAUUGAAUUGAUGAAAGACAAAUGCUGCAGUUUUUUAACAAAGAACGGAUGGUGUGUUUGGUCCGCAGAAACCAGACACAUUGCAAAAGUGUUUUGCCAUUUAAUUCGUAGAUUAACAUUGAAAUUCAAUUAGAUUGAAUCAUUU